This is a messenger RNA of Morchella importuna, 1767 nucleotides long. RefSeq lists its product as uncharacterized. NCBI's taxonomy places the organism in Eukaryota, Fungi, Ascomycota, Pezizomycetes, Pezizales, Morchellaceae. The coding region runs from base 1 to 1767 and encodes 588 amino acids. The record is from RefSeq and is a predicted model, not a curated record. The transcript is spliced from 3 exons.
AUGAGAGGAGAGAGGCAGUGGGUAUGCGUUUUACGGGUGAGAUGGGAAAGAGACGAAGAUACGCACGCUUUCGAGUUUAAUCACCUCUUAUUACCUUCGCUCAAAAUGGUCUUUGUCAAACUUUCUGCGCUCCCAGUGCUCCUCCUCGCUGUCUCUUCCAUGGCAGCUCCGGCUCCUCAGGUCGACGAUAAUGCUGCUACAAGCAGUUCAGCUGCUGCCGGCAGCGCCGCUGGCAACCUAGACAACGCAAACGCUGCCGCAGCUGCAAGUGCGAGCGGUAGUUCCACUGCAGGUGCUCCAGCUGUUGUCGGCGCUCCCGCUGUUAGCGGUGCUCCCGCUGUUGUUAGCCCCAAUAUUGGUUACUGCACCUUCAGCACCGCUGGGGUACUCAUCCCAGCCGGUGUGCCGAGUGUCUCUCCCGUCACCAACCAAGUGGCAGUCCCCGUACCUCCAGUCGUCAACGAAGCGGGCGCCGUCGACCUUGACGCUCUGACCAAGCGUGAGCAAAACCAGAACAUCAACCAGAACAUAAACAACAACCAAAACACUAAUGCCGACUUUGGUGGUGAUGGCUUUGGAGGGUUCGGAAGGUUUGGCGCGUUCUCGCCUUUUGGCUUUGGGUUCUUCAAGCGCGACGAGAGCUCUGCCACAAUGCAGAAGCGCGAUCGCGACUUUGGUGGUGAUGAUGACAAUGAAAACGAAAACACAAACAUCAACCAGAACCUCAACAACAAUGACAACAACAACUUUGGCUUCAAUGGGGGAUUCGGAAACGGAUUUGGCGGAUUUGGCGGGUUUGGAUUCUCCCCCUUCUUUGGAGGAUUCAGGCCCGGCUUUAGAUUCGGAAACGGCUUCUUCAAGCGUGAUCUGUUUGGCGACGACUUCGACGGCGUCGGUAACUCGAACGUCAACCUAAACACAAACACAAAUACCAACACCAACACCAACGAUAACUUUGGUCUUUCCGGAAACGGCUAUGGCUUCGGCAAUGGCUUCGGCUUCGUACCCCGCUUCGGCGGCUUCGUACCCGGCUUCGGCGGUCUCGGCGGUCUUGGGUUCGGAAACCGCUUUGGUGGUGGUUAUAUCCGUGCCGCCGAGGACCGUGGAUGCUAUGAGGGCAACUGCGAUGACGGCGACAACUCGAACGUCAACAUCAACAACAACGCCAACACCAACACCAACGCCAACUUCCUCGGUAAUGGCUUUGACGGUUACGGUGGUUACGGUGGCUAUGGCGGAUUUUACAAGCGUGGUGAGGAGGGCGUCGAGGGCUUCGAGGGCGCCGAGGGCACUGAGGGCGGCGACGACGAUGACGGCGGCAACGAGAACAUCAACAACAACAACAACGCCAACACCAACACAAACGCGAUCGGGAACGGCUUCGGAGGCUAUGGUGGCUACGGCGGCUACGGCGGCUACGGCGGAUUCUACAAGAGGCAGUACAUGGACAACACCAUGUCGCAGCCCAGCAGGAACGGCAUCUCCGACCAGAACACACCCAAGAACAUCAACAACGUCGGCUCCCAGGGAAAGAUGAACAACAGCCAGCCAAAGAACACAAAGUACAACAGCGCCUCGAAGUCGAACAAGAAGAACAGCAAGAACUACGGUAAACAGCAGGGUAACCAGAAGCGCCAGGUCGUCGACUCAACCGCGGGCGCUGCUGCCGCUGCCGGAGCUGUAGCUGGGGCCGCCACUCUUCCGGCUAAGGUUGGGUUCGUUGUCUGCAAAUACAACCCUACCACCGACCUUUAUAUUCAGGCAUAA